Molecule: messenger RNA, 1578 nt
Organism: Toxoplasma gondii ME49
Lineage: Eukaryota; Apicomplexa; Conoidasida; Eucoccidiorida; Sarcocystidae
Product: Cof family hydrolase subfamily protein
Exons: 1
Coding region: 257-1258 (333 amino acids)
Cellular component (GO): cytosol
Molecular function (GO): phosphatase activity; magnesium ion binding
Source: RefSeq, a predicted model, not a curated record
GCAAGCGCGACUCGUCGUUCUUUUUUUGUGUGCAGCUUGGUCGUUUGUUUCGGCGGUAAUCACAGCCAAGACAAGAAGGUCACAGCCAAUCAGUUAUAUUUGUUUUGCCUUUUUUGGUUAUUUCGUGGAGCCGACUUCUUGCGACACGUCGGAGAUCUAAUAUACAGCCCGUCCCGGAUGGGUUCACAGGAGAGAGAAACUCGCGGCAUUUUUUUGCUCAAUCAGAUUUCCGUGAAGCAUUCUCCAACAAGACAUCAUGAUGUCAGCGCUCACUGAGAUGAUGGCUCGUGACUACAACAAGACAGACGCGUCAGAAGGCUUAUCGACGACUAAGCUUGCAGAGACGAAACUCGAUGGGAAAACGGGUACGGCUCUCCUCAGAAAUCGCUCUCUGCGACGUCUGGACCAAGCGUGUCUCACGAAGCAUCAUCCGGUGAAGAUGAUCUUGACGGAUAUGGACGGCACCUUUCUGAACUCGCUUCACGCCGCAUCCAAGCCCAAUGUUGAGGCGUUUGCUAAUCUCAGAAGAUGCGGUAUCGUUGGUGUGAUUGCAACAGGUCGGCCUCGCCAGAGUGUCAUCAGUGGCAUUGGGCUACCAACUUUUCAACGCAUGAUGAACAACGCUGCUGGACCGGGCAUCUUUAUGAACGGCAGUGUCGUUUACGGUCCAGACGGGAAAAUCAUUUUUGAGCGCCACAUCGACGCAGAGUCGCUCCACACAGUCUUAAGCACCGUCGAACAGCUCGGAUGGAGAAGCAGGGUGUGCGGCUACAAUUCUCAAGGAAUCUACUGUGAACAGAAGAACGAGGUCAACUGGCGUCUGCACAUCGAAUACGGAGAGCCCGAGCCUGAGCUUGUUCCUGAAGGCACGUUAGACCAGAUGAAGUUCAGCAAACUUAUUAUCAACGGAACGGAUCCCGAGAUUGACGACCUGCGACCAAGUCUUGAACACAAGCUGCCAGCAGGCGCAAAGUGCGUCCGGCCUCUGACUUGGAACUUGGAAGUUAUCCCAACCGGGAUUUCCAAGGCAGUUGGAAUGAAAGUUUUGCUGGAUCACUACGGCCUCUCAAGCAACAGCGUCCUCACGAUGGGCGACAGCGAAAACGACAUCGAGAUGUUCCGUGCAUCAGGAAUUUCUGUUGCAGUCAAUAAUGCUUCUGGAAUUGCUAAGCAAGCCGCCAGCUACGAGACCGUCUCCAACGACGAUCACGCCUUCGCAGAAGUUGUGACUAUGCUUUGUUGCAGUCCGCAGGACUGACGUAUAAUCUAUUUUAAUUUCGUUUUCCAGGAGGAAAUGUUUUUUAAUCGUUUUUGUUUACGAGUGCUUAAAUAGUUUGUGCUCGUUUUUGUGUUGGGGCAUGCUGUCAGUGUCGCAACACUGUUUCUUGAACAGUUUCAUGGUCAACUACUUUUUCAGGUGCAAAGCUGUCGAUCGGAAUUUGUGUUGAAGGCUUUUUAAAAUUUUGGCGCUUUUUCAGAGAGUGAAGUUAGCAUUGGGAGCGGGGAGAAGCUGUGUCACUGUGUCUGAAAACCAGAACUUGAUGCGACUUUGCACUGGGCACCAGUGAAUCGUAACUU